This is a messenger RNA of Morone saxatilis (striped sea-bass), 2170 nucleotides long. It is a transcript of the gene piga, whose product is annotated as phosphatidylinositol glycan anchor biosynthesis, class A. Gene Ontology annotation, molecular function: phosphatidylinositol N-acetylglucosaminyltransferase activity. Gene Ontology annotation, cellular component: glycosylphosphatidylinositol-N-acetylglucosaminyltransferase (GPI-GnT) complex. The record is from RefSeq and is a predicted model, not a curated record. The transcript has 7 exons. The coding region runs from base 170 to 1630 and encodes 486 amino acids. NCBI's taxonomy places the organism in Eukaryota, Metazoa, Chordata, Actinopteri, Moronidae. Gene Ontology annotation, biological process: GPI anchor biosynthetic process.
GUGGUGCACACCCGGAAGUGACACAGGCGGCUAACUCAGCUAGCUCAGGGCUAGCCAGUUAAAAUGAACCUACAGCGGGAAAAGUGUUUGGUGAAUUUCCCCAGCCUGGAACAACACUGACAUUUUGUCCACGCACUGGUGAGGUGCACAGCCACAGAAGGAAUCUACAAUGGGCCAACGAAGGAGAGCGUCAGCUGUGAAUAACUCUUCAUCUCAGAGAGUCUCUGGAGCUCCUGCAGAGGUUGCCAGAGUCCCCAGCAGGAAGCACAACAUCUGCAUGGUGUCUGACUUCUUCUAUCCAAACAUGGGAGGAGUGGAAAGUCACAUUUACCAGCUAUCCCAGUGUUUGAUUGAAAAGGGACACAAGGUGGUAAUUGCCACCCAUGCCUAUGGCAGGAGGAAGGGUGUCAGGUAUCUGACCAAUGGACUGAAGGUCUACUACCUCCCACUGCAGGUGAUGUACAACCAGUCCACAGCCACCACCUGCUUCCACAGUCUCCCACUGCUGCGCUGUGUGUUUGUAAGGGAACGCAUCACUCUGGUGCACGCACACAGCUCAUUCUCUGCCAUGGCCCAUGAUGCACUGUUCCACGCUAAGACCAUGGGUCUUAACACGGUGUUCACUGACCACUCGCUCUUCGGCUUUGCUGAUGUGAGCUCUGUGCUGACCAACAAGCUUCUGACUGUGUCACUGUGUGAUACCAACCACAUUGUGUGUGUGUCAUACACCAGUAAGGAGAACACGGUGCUCCGUGCGACACUCAACCCGGAGAUAGUGUCUGUUAUUCCCAACGCUGUUGACCCUACAGACUUCACCCCCGACCCCUCCCAGCGCCAAGACGGCAGGAUCACGAUUGUUGUGAUCAGUCGCCUUGUCUACCGCAAAGGAAUUGAUCUUCUUGGUGGGAUAAUCCCAGAGCUUUGCCUCAAACAUCCAGAUCUACAUUUCCUAAUUGGUGGAGAGGGACCGAAGAGAAUUGUGCUGGAGGAAGUGAGAGAGAAAUACCAACUGCAUGACAGGGUGCGUCUACUGGGGGCUUUGGAGCAUAAAGAUGUACGUGGAGUUCUGGUGCAGGGUCACAUCUUCCUCAACACAUCUCUGACAGAAGCAUUUUGUAUGGCCAUUUUGGAAGGAGCCAGCUGUGGUCUGCAGGUGGUUAGCACUCGCGUGGGGGGCAUUCCUGAAGUGUUACCUGAGGACCUGAUUACCCUGUGUGAGCCCACUGUGCGGUCGCUGUGUGCCGGUCUGGAGACAGUCAUCGCCCGGCAGCGCUCAGGGUCUGUCGCCUCCCCCGCCUCUAUCCAUGCUUGUGUGCAAAACCUCUACACCUGGAGAAACGUUGCAGAGAGGACAGAAAAGGUGUACGACCGAGUGUCUGGAGAGGAGGUGCUUCCCCUGGACAGACGGUUGCGGAGACUGAGGGCUCACUGCGGCCCAGUGGCUGGCUCCAUCUUUGCAUUUGUGGCUGUUUUAAACUUCCUCUUCCUGCUGCUUCUGCAGUGGUUGGUGCCAGACCGGGACAUGGACAUGGCUGUGGACGCCACCGGUCCUCAGAGAUUGUGGAGGCAGGAACCAAACAGUAAAGUCACACCCGGGAAGCGGGCAGCAGAACGACAUAUUUCAUCAUAGUGACCACUCCACAACUCUGCUGCACUUUUAGCUGCUUACAUGGUUUUAAAUGUCCUGAGUGACAUUUGAAACGUGGCUAUUGAAUGCUGAAUGUGCUUAUGGUAACCCCAAACAUUGUUUACAUUUACUUAACAAAAGGGACCUUGUAUGAAUACAUUUUAUCAAAGACUUGAAAGGAGAGUUUUUUAUAUUUAAUGAUUAAAAUUUAUCAGAGGCACUUGUUGGAGCUUUAAAAGACACUUUUUGAUUUGUUAUACACUGUAUAGAUUGCACUGAACAGAGGAAGUAAAAGGGCUGGUUUAAAUGGCAGUAACCUAUUUUCAGUUAGAUGCAUACGUCAUAUAGAACAAUGAUUUUGCUGGUAAAGUUUGUGCAAAGUUGUAUAUCGGUGCAAAUGACCUGAUUUUGUUAUCACAAAUGCCACUCCUUUGUUUACUAGAUUUAGAUGUUACAUAUUUAUAUGAAACCUGUGUUUUCAGAUGAUCACAUGACUCCCAGGCAAGCCACUCUGAAAAAUAAAGCAUACUUUCUAACGUUUCA